UUUGGCUGAGGUUAUUGGAUCUGGUUUUUUAUUUUGGAUUGGUAGUGUUUGAUAGAAGUGGUUAUCUUGGAAUGAUUGUUGGUGGGUUUGUGAUAGAUCCAUGGGAGAAUUGUCGUGAUUGAAGGGAUUUGAUUACUUGGUCUGGUGUGACUAGUUUCUUUGUGUUUGUUGAUGAAUAUUGUUAUUUUUGAAGAGGAGGAUCGGCUUGUGAACUUUCCCAAUUCGCUUCUGGGUGUUCUCAGGCCCUUGGAUUUACUUGUUGAACGAAAGGUCUUUUCUUUUUGUAUCCCUAGAGAUAGAUGGGAUAAGGAAUUUUUCAAACUUCAGAGCGGAUAAUUACUACUAUCACCAUCAUCCAUCUAAUUUUCAAAGGUUGUGAUUGUAUAAUUUUGGUUUGGAAAUUGGAAUUUUUGGAAAAUGAGUUCCUCGCAAGGGUCCACAUUGUCUUCUAAUGUCGCUGAGCUGGUUGACGGUUCAUCUGCUCACAGGGACGUUUCUUUGCUUGAUGAUGUGCCUGUUUAUGUGAAGGAGCUCAUUGCUGGUGGAACUGCUGGAGCAUUUGCUAAGACUGUCAUCGCACCACUUGAAAGAACUAAAAUACUCUUACAGACAAGAACUGAAGGUUUCCAAUCUCUUGGAGUGUUUCAGUCCUUGAAGAAACUAUUAAAGCAUGAGGGAAUCCUUGGCUUUUAUAAGGGGAAUGGAGCCAGUGUUAUUCGGAUUGUUCCUUAUGCGGCCUUACAUUUCAUGACAUAUGAGCAAUAUCGUGUUUGGAUCUUGAAUAAUUGCCCUGCCCUUGGUACAGGGCCUGUGAUAGAUCUAUUAGCUGGUUCAGUGGCUGGAGGAACAGCUGUUUUAUGCACUUACCCUUUAGACCUGGCUCGUACUAAGCUUGCUUAUCAGGUUGUGGACACAAGAGGGGGUUUCAGGCGUGGCAUGAAAAGUAUAUGUGCUCAGCCUGCAUAUAAUGGCAUAAAAGAUGUACUUACAAGUGUCUACAAGGAAGGGGGAAUGCGUGCAUUGUAUCGAGGAAUAGGUCCAACCCUUACUGGAAUCCUGCCUUAUGCGGGUCUGAAGUUCUAUGUUUAUGAGGAACUUAAGAGACAUGUCCCUGAAGAGCACCAGUCCAUUGUGAUGCGUCUUUCAUGUGGAGCUAUUGCAGGGUUAUUUGGGCAGACAAUUACAUACCCAUUAGAUGUUGUUAGAAGACAGAUGCAGGUUGAGAAUUUACAACCUUUAAGUCAAGGUAAUGCAAGAUACAGGAACACAUUUGAAGGGCUUUCUACUAUAGUCCGCAAUCAAGGAUGGAAACAGUUAUUUGCUGGGCUGAGCAUUAAUUAUAUCAAGAUCGUUCCUUCUGUGGCAAUUGGCUUCGCUGCAUAUGACACGAUGAAGGUUUGGCUUCGGAUUCCACCUCGACAGAAAUCUCAAUCAAUAUCUCCAGGAUAAAUCUCAAGCUGACUAAGUUUCCAUUACAACUAUACAGUGCUCAACUAGUAAUUUUUCGUUGUUGUGAGACUUUAAGAUAAGUUUGGACAUUGGAUGCACAUAUAUAAGGUUUUCUAUGCGUGGUGCAUUUGAUUUUCAAGAUGAUUGUUAAGCCCAAUUUGGACUGAAAUCAUUACUGGAAUCAAAAUUAGGUGACACUGCUGUCUUGAAGUCUUUAUAAAAUGUGCUCGUUUUAUGUUGCUGCAA
Populus euphratica (Euphrates poplar) is the source of this 1695-nucleotide messenger RNA. Its product is annotated as Mitochondrial substrate carrier family protein. Bases 418 to 1449 code for a protein of 343 amino acids. Gene Ontology annotation, biological process: transmembrane transport. The record is from RefSeq and is a predicted model, not a curated record. Gene Ontology annotation, cellular component: mitochondrial inner membrane. Lineage: Eukaryota; Viridiplantae; Streptophyta; Magnoliopsida; Malpighiales; Salicaceae. The transcript is spliced from 7 exons.